UCCGCCCACCAGGCACAACUCCGCCCACCCAGGGCACAACCCGGCCCCAGUGACGGGCCCUGUGGAUCCGGGUCCCCGCGUCAGCUGAUCGCGCCCGGGGCCAUCGUCAACAGGGAGCCGGGGCAGGCGGGUGACAAGCGACACCCUAAACCACCACCACAACAACAACAGCAGCAACAACAACAACCAUCCCACGAAGCCGGGGCCUGUAGGAACAAAGCUCGGUUCGCUGUGGCCGGCGUCUCGCAUGGCGGGCGGCGAGUAGGGGGAGAGACAAAGGCGUGGCGACAUCGCCCCCCGCUCCGAACGCGCUGCCGUCACGGCGGUGAAGCAGCAGCAGGAGGAGGAGGAGGAGCAGCAGCAGGAGCAGCAGGAGAAGGAGGAGACGGCGAUGUUUGUGCGUGCUGCGUGAAGAGGCGACGCUCUGCUGCUACUGCUGCCGCCUUGGGGCAUCUGCUGCUCGGGCCUUAUUUGGAAGUCUUCAAGGCAACAAGAGUCCUGACGGAAACACAAUGGCCAGACUGAGGCAGUUUUGGGUUACUGCUGUGGAAGAACUAUGUACUGCAGAAGCGCCAGGUGCUGGUGACGCUGGUGGAGCUGGCUCUGCCGGCGCUCUUCGCCGCCAUUCUGAUCGCGAUCCGGCAGCGCGUUCCCGAGUCUUCGCACCCCAACGCGACCAUCUACUCGCCGCUGUCCUUGUCGCGCCUGCCCGACAGCCUCAUGUGGCUCCACCAUCGCCAGUUCCCCGAGUUCCGCGACAAGGGCUGGUUCCUGGCGUUCACCCCGGCCAACGUGACGGCCGUCCACGAUAUCGCAGAGCGCGUCCAUCGAGCCGCCUCCGGCACGCUCGCAGCGCUGCCGUUCGAUUCGGAGGCUGAGCUGCUGGCCUUUAUCAAGGCGGACAAUAGGUCGGCGGAGAACGUCCUGGCAGCGAUGGUGUUUGAGAAUCGCUUCGCCCGCGCCGAUGACCCGUUGCCGGAGAAGGUGACGUACUCGCUCCGCUUCAAGUACAGCCCGCGCAAUGCGCCCCUCGACGAACAGAGCCAACUGAACCCCAACAGGGACAACGACUGGAUCACCAUCUUCCUCUUCCCCCUAUUCCAGCUGCCGGGCCCAAGGGAGAGACACAUGAAGGAUGGUGGAACGCCAGGUUACUACCGCGAGGGCUUCCUGGCGACGCAGCGCUUCAUCGACGAGGCCAUCACGGCGGCGGCGGCGGAGCGGCUCGGCAGUGCGGCCCCCCGGACGGCCGUGGAGGUGCAGCGCUUCCCGUACCCGCCGUACCGCGACGACAUCUUCAUCCUCGCCAUCCAGACGCAGCUGCCGCUGCUCCUCAUGCUGAGCUUUGUGUACACGGCGCUGAACAUCGUGCGCACGCUGGUGCACGAGAAGGAGAGCAAGCUCAAGGAGUACAUGAAGAUGAUGUGUCUCAGCAACUGGCUGCACUGGACCGCCUGGUUCCUCAAGUUCUUCAUUUUUUUCCUCAUCUCCGUGUUUUAUAUGACCGUGCUCUUCUGUGUCAAGGUGGGAGAGCGUGGCGCGGUGCUCAACUUCAGCGACCCUACGCUGGUGUUCGUCUUCAUCCUGGCCUUCUCCGUCUCCACCAUCUCCUUCUGCUUCAUGAUCAGCGUCUUCUUCUCCCAAGCCAACGUCGCGGCGACGGCGGGCGCCUUCCUCUACUUCUUCUCCUACAUCCCGUACUUCUUCGUGCUGCCCUGGUACGACCAGAUGAGCCACGCGCUCAAGAUGUCCUCCUGCCUCAUCUCCAACGUCGGCAUGGCCAUGGGGGCCCAGCUCAUCAGCAUGUGGGAGGGCAAAGGCGUGGGCAUCCAGUGGCGCAACCUGGGCGAGAGCGUGAGCGUGGACGACGGCUUCACGAUGGCGCACGUGCUCUUCAUGCUCAUGCUGGACGCGGUGCUGUACGGCCUCGUGGCCUGGUACGUGGAGGCCGUGUUUCCCGGAGAGUACGGCGUGCCGCAGCCCUGGUACUUCUGCGUCCUGCCGUCGUACUGGCGCGGCACGCAGCGCACGUACCACGUGUCGGCGGGCGACGGCGAAGGAGAGGGCGACGGCGAGGGCCCGGCGAGCGAGUUCAUCGAGAGGGAGCCCCUCGGCCUCGCCACCGGCGUCAAGAUCCAGGGCCUUCGAAAGGUGUUUGGGAAGGGGCGGCAUGAGAAGGAGGCUGUGAAGGGACUGACGCUGAAUAUGUACGAGGGGCAGAUCACGGCGCUGCUGGGGCACAACGGCGCCGGCAAGACCACGACGCUGUCCAUCCUCACAGGCCUCUUCCCGCCGAGCGGCGGCACGGCGCUCGUCAACGGCUACGACAUUCGAUACGACAUGACGCUCGUGCGCAAGAGCCUGGGCCUGUGCCCGCAGCACGACGUGCUGUUCCCCGACCUCACCGUGGAGGAGCAUCUCUCCUUCUUCGCCAAGCUCAAGGGCUGCCCGUACGAGCGCGUGCCGGACGAGGUGAGCGCAAUGCUCACCGCCCUGCAGCUGGAGGACAAGCGGCAGGCGCGCGCCUCGGCGCUCUCUGGCGGCAUGAAGCGCAAGCUCUCCAUCGGCAUCGCCUUCAUCGGCGACCCCAAGGUGGUGCUGCUGGACGAGCCGACGUCCGGCAUGGAUCCGUGCGCUCGCCGCGCCACCUGGGAGUUGCUGCAGCGGCAGCGCGCCGGCCGCACCGUGCUGCUCACCACGCACUUCAUGGAGGAGGCCGACGUGCUGGGGGACCGCGUCGCCAUCGUCGCGCACGGACGCCUCCAGUGCUGCGGCUCGUCGCUUUUCCUCAAGCGCAAAUACGGGGCCGGGUACCACAUGGUGGUGGUGAAGCAACCGGAGGCGGACGUCGCGUGGAUCUCCAAGCUCGUGCACAGCCACGUGCCGGAGGCCAACCUCUCCAGCAACGCCGGCGCCGAGCUCGCCUACAUCAUGCCAGCCGACACCUCCCACAGGUUCGAGGGGCUCUUCACGGAGCUGGAGCGGCGGCGGGACGAGCUAGGCAUCAACAGCUACGGCGUGUCGGUCACCACCAUGGAGGAGGUGUUCCUGCGCGUGGGCAAGCUCGCCGACUCGGCGCUGGACGCGCAGGCCAGGCAGCUGCCGCACCUGCACUACCAGCACGAGCGGCGCAUGCAUGACUUGACGGCCGAGACCGACAGCAUCAGCGCCUCCAUGGACGACACGAGCACCCUGGUCUCCGAGGACCUGUCCAGCAUCAAGCUCAACACCGGGAUGUGGCUGCUGCUGCAGCAGUGCCGGGCCAUGUUCCUCAAGCGCGCCGUCUACUGCUGGCGCAACUGGAAGGUGAUGGUGGCACAGUUCUUGGUGCCGCUCAUCUUCACGACGGUGGCGCUGGUGGUGGCGCGCACGCUGCCCGGCCCGCGCGACUCCCCGUCCCUCGACCUGUCGCUGGCGCGCUACGGCGCCCACGUCUCCGUGCCGUACGCGCUGGCGCCCGGCGCGGGGCCGGAGGCCGCGAGCGUCGCCCUCGAGUACCGGCGGCAGAUCGAGGAGAUGCGGACGGCCACGGCCGUGUUCGUCAACGACGAUGCCAAGUACCCGGGAGGCGACAUCUUGGACUACCUGGUGGACAAUGCGAAGGCGGAGGGCGGCUCCUUCAACACGCACUGCGUCGUGGGGGCGGCCGUGGCCGGAGGAGGAGGGAACGGCAGUGGCAGCGUGAUGGUCACGGCGCUCUUCAACGGGCAGGGCUUCCACACGCCGGCCACCGCCCUGCUGCUCGUCGACAACGCCCUGCUGAGGCACGCCGUCGGGGCCAACCACUCCAUCUCCGUGCGCAACUACCCGCUGCCUCGCAACAUCACGGAGCGCGCCAUGGACCAGUUCCACGAGGGCCAGACGGGCUUCGCGGUGGCCUUCAACCUCAUGUACGGGCUGGCGUCGCUGGCGAGCACCUUCGCCCUGCUGCUGGUGACGGAGCGCGCCACCCGCGCCAAGCACAUCCAGCUUGUGAGCGGCGUGCGCGCCGUCUCCUACUGGGUCACCGCGCUGCUCUGGGACCUCUUCAACUACAUGAUCCCCUGCUGCUGCAUCCUGCUGGUUUUCCUGGGCUUCGAGGUGAAGGCGUACACGGCGGGCGCGCACCUGCUGUUGGUGCUGCUCAUCCUGCUGCUGUACGGCUGGGCCGUCAUCCCGCUCAUGUACCUGCUGCAGAACUUCUUCAGCUCCUCGGCGACCGCCUACACCCGCCUCAGCAUGUUCAACGUCCUCUCGGGCACCGCCAGCUUCCUCUCCGUCAACAUCCUGCGCAUUCCAGAGCUGGGGCUGCUCCAUCUGUGCCACACCCUGGACAAAGUGUUCCUGAUGCUGCCCAACUACUGCCUGGGCCAGUCGCUCAACUACUUCUACGAGAACUACCAGUUCAUCCAGAUCUGCAACAGCAGCAUCCUGGCGCAAAUCCUGUGCCGCAAAAACAACAUCACGUACCAGCUGGACUACCUGGCAUGGCAGCCGUACGGCGUGGGGCGCUACCUGACGCUCAUGGCCGUGCAGGGUGCCGCCUACCUCCUGCUCGUUUUCCUUCUGGAGCUCAACGCCUUCCGCAGCCUGGCGCGCCUCUGCCGCAACCUGUGCCACCGCCACCCCUGGUGGAGGGCGCGUGUUGCGCAGGUGCCGGUGCAGGAGACCAAGGAGGACGAGGACGUGGCUCGCGAGCGGCUGCGCGUGGCCAACGUCUCGGCGGCCGUGCUCUCCGAGCAGCUCGUCGUCAAGGACCUGCGCAAGGUGUACGGGGUCAAGAACCCCCUGGUGGCCGUGGACGGGAUCAGCGUUGGGAUCCCAGCAGGCGAGUGCUUCGGCCUGCUGGGCUUCAACGGCGCCGGCAAGACGACCACCUUCAAGAUGCUGACGGGCGAGGAGACGGCGACGUCGGGCGACGCGGUCAUCGGCGGCUACAGCAUCCUCACCGACAUCCGCAAGGUGCAGCAGCGAAUCGGCUACUGCCCGCAGUUUGACGGGCUGCUGGAGCACAUGACGGGCCGCGAGACGCUGUGGAUGUACGCGCGCCUGCGCGGCGUUCCCGAGCGCCUCAUCCCGGCCAUGGUGGACGACGCGCUGCGCGCGUUGCUCGUUGAGGCGUACGCCGACAAGCUCGUGCGCACGUACAGGUGGGCCACACGUACAGGUGGGCCACACGUACAGGUGGGCCUCACGUACAGGUGGGCCACACGUACAGGUGGGCCACACGUACAGGUGGGCCACACGUACAGGUGGGCCUCACGUACAGGUGGGCCUCACGUACAGGUGGGCCUCGCACGUACAGGUGGGCCACACGUACAGGUGGGCCUCACGUACAGGUGGGCCACACGUACAGGUGGGCCACACGUACAGGUGGGCCACACGUGUACAGGUGGGCCACACGUACAGGUGGGCCACACGUACAGGUGGGCCACACGUACAGGUGGGCCACACGUACAGGUGGGCCUCGCGUGCACGUACAGGUGGGCCUCGCGUGCACGUACAGGUGGGCCUCGCGUGCACGUACAGGUGGGCCUCGCGUGCACGUACAGGUGGGCCUCGCGUACAGGUGGGCCUCGCGUGCACGUACAGGUGGGCCUCGCGCACAGGUGGGCCUCGCGCGCGCAGGUGGGCCUCGCGUGCGCAGGUGGGCCUCGCACGUACAGGUGGGCCUCGCGCGCGCAGGUGGGCCUCAUGUGUACAGGUGGGCCUCGCGUGCACAGGUGGGCCUCACGUACAGGUGGGCCUCGCACGUACAGGUGGGCCACACGUGUACAGGUGGGCCUCACGUGUACAGGUGGGCCUCACGUGUACAGGUGGGCCUCACGUGUACAGGUGGGCCUCACGUGUACAGGUGGGCCUCGCGUGCACAGGUGGGCCUCACGUACAGGUGGGCCUCGCACGUACAGCGGUGGCACCAAGCGCAAGCUGAGCACGGCGGUGGCGCUCAUGGGCUCUCCGCCCGUCGUGUUUCUGGACGAGCCCUCCACGGGCAUGGACCCCGUGGCGAGGCGGCUGCUGUGGGACGCGCUGAGCCGCGUGCGCGAGGAGGGCAGGGCGCUCGUCAUCACCUCGCACAGCAUGGAGGAGUGUGAGGCGCUGUGCACGCGCAUCGCCAUCAUGGUGAACGGGCAGUUCCGCUGCCUGGGCAGCCAGCAGCACCUCAAGUCGCGCUACGGCAGCGGCUAUACGCUUCUGGCGCGCAUUCGCGCCGAGCAGGCCGACACGCAGCCCUUCAAGCACUUUGUCGAGACCACCUUCCCCGGCAGCAUCCUAAAGGACCAGCACCAGGGCUUGGUUCACUACCACCUGACCGACAUGAACAUGAGCUGGGCCCAGGUGUUCGGGAUGCUGGAGAAGGCCAAGCGAGACUACUGCCUCGACGACUACUCCAUCAGCCAGAUCUCCCUGGAGCAGGUCUUCCUGGGCUUCGCUCGCUUCCAGCGGCACACGGAGGAGCGCCCCGAGUGACCUCCUCCUCCCCCGCAUCACCGCAGCCCGGGAAACAGCGUCUGAAAAUCCUCGUCCGGAGGGGCUGGGCUUGUUUUUCGCGAGGGCGCUCGCUCGCUCACGAUGGGCGACAGGCUGCGUUGUGAGCAACGCCCGUGAACCCAGGUUUAAGCGCCGUCCCCAGCCAUCAGGGCAACGCGGCCGCGCCCGUCAACCGACUGGAAUCGCCGUCGCCGCAACUCUCCGUCCAUUCACGCGCGAUGAUGGCUGUCGCGUUGUUUGCACUGCACGAUGACCUCCGCUCGACAAAGAGUGUUUCCGUCACGGUGUCCGCGUAUCCUGUCCGCCGACGGCGGACGCGGCCCCGUUCUUUUAAAAUGAAAAUGAAUUUCACUUCGCGUGAGAAGCAUGCAGGCCCGCAUCGGGCGCGUGCGAGCCCCUGCGCAUCACGGCCUACUCCUGCAUGCCACUUGUACUUUCUACAGUAGAAGUGCCUGAGCUUUUGCGAUAUGAGCUGUACAUUGUUUUCCCUUGCAGACGCCGGUGAACGCAUCGUUGAUUUCUCACGCUCUUGUCGACACUUGACGCGUGCAAGCGUGAAUUCAGCCAUCGCUGGCAGGGUGGACGUGAAGUUACGUUCGUCGGUAAUUAUGUUGCAGAUCUCAGAUAUGAAAAUUUCAGUUAGUUUUUCUCAUAUGGUCGUCAUACUGUAAAUUUCAGUUUUUUGUUUCAAUAUACUGAUAUAUAUACGUUUGAUGUUACAUGAACAGAUGUCUUCUAUAAGGUAUAUUUUGCACACAGUUACUUAAGAAAAAUCGAUGAUAGAUAAAGCAAUUUUAGCUAUAGUACUCAUUACUGUCUUGCUUACACGUUCAGGUUUUGAAGGAAUGCGCAUACAUCCGAACCAACUCCCGUCAAAAGGGUUGCGUUAUAUAUACGUGCACACAUCACGAAUGACCUCGGUUUUACGGCUGUCUCUCAGCAUGAUAAGCGUUCUGCUUUCAGCACACAGGUUGGGAACACAUUUAUAAUGAAAGCUGCACUUUUGGCAUUCUCUCGCAUGCGAUCGUUUAUAGCUCACUCACUCUCACCUCUCCACGUGUGCUUUUAAACAUCGCCAGUUUUACAAUCCGCUUGCUUCCAAGGCAGCCCCCCACGUCGUCCCGAGGAGUUGUGGUGACGUUGGAGCCGUUGGGUUUGGACGUCACCUCUCGGCAUUGCGUACGAGAGCCCACCGUAAUAUCGCUGAGUUGACCGCAUAGCACGGCUGCUACAACACACAUCGGGCUCUCUCUGAGCAGUUGGAUUUCGAGCCCACCUCCGAUUAAAGAUGGAAUCGGGGUAACGGAUUCCCAUUUUGUGCGAGUGCCGGGUUUAGUGGACCAGCGUCCGUUCGCAUGCCGAUGGCGCUGUGACGUCUCCUGCAUGUGAACGGAAGCGUCAGGAAACCCGGCGGCAUUUGUUUAACGGGCUGCACCCUGCUGACGAGAAGCAUAAAGUCGAAAUCGGUCUGCUACCGCAUGCUGUUGGAAAAGAUUGAUCCAUAAGGCCCCGCAAUCUGAUUGACCAAAAUGUCAUCUUUACACGGGGUAAAGCAGAUCCUUGUCUGUGUGCACAUUAUUUUUCUGUUAUCCAUGAUUGGAGGCUCGGCUUCCAACAUCAAGAGUCUCGCACGGCCUUUCAACCCCCAGCUCUUGACUCCUGCUCACAUUCGUGGACGGCGUUGUGGGUGCACAGCCCUCGCCACCCAAGUCCCUGGGUCUCUGUCAUUCCCGUAGAGCGGGCGCGCCUCCGCACGGCUUCUAUGCGCAACUCGCCGUCUUGGGAAUUGUCCUGCUGAGCUCGGGCACGAGAGUCCGCAUUGGCGCGUGACCCGUCUUGUGGCCGCGCAGUCAAGAGGUCGCUCAAACCGAACUUUUUCAUUUCCUCGCAUUCUCUGCCCACAUUGAGCCUCAACAAGACACGGCUUCGAUUUGGCGAUUGUGAGGUUUUUGUGUUGAGUAUACACUGGUGUGGGUGUGCUGAUGAUCUCAAAGGGAGCUAUCAGGUUCUGUGUAAAUACAACUGUGUGCCGUGCAAAUGGGACGAUAUUAUUAAGCCUUGGGGGCUUUAGGUUAUUUCGGUGCUCGUUGAUAUAAAAUAUCGUUACUUUUUCCAUUUUAUAUAUGGUGGCUUUUGUCAUGGGUUGAGCUUGUGGACCACUAUUAGGAUAAUUUGGCACGUUUUUUUGUUUAAAUACCAAAAUCAAGCACUCAAUGCAAAUAGAAAAUAUACCGUAUUGUUUUUCAAAAGAGAAUUUGAGAACAGCACAUAUGUUUAUCGAUACUGUAAUUAGAGAGCUUCAAUAAGUAAAUACGUCUGAUAUCAACCGUGCACACAAAUGCAAGUUAAAGCGUUUGAUAAAUUCCUUAGAAUGACACUUUCAAGGUCGAUGUGCGUCUGCAGUGUAAUUCAGGGGCGAUGCUCAAUUCUGGCCGCAUCCCAUUGAUUUUGUCUGCCGAUCCGUGCCCCGAGCGCCGAGCGCAGUUGGGCAGUGCGUCCGCACGAGUGCAGCAGGUGGCACGUCGAGUCCUCGGGGCGCUGUCAUCCGUUUCAAAUCCCUUUUUUUAAGCCGAAAGCCACUCUGCAGAUGUGACGCUUGAGAGAAGCCCGCAGUCUCGUGGGAGAUCCUCCACUUUCCCCGCUGCGCGACCGAGCCGUAUCCGGCGCCGUGCCGAGCCAGACCGGCUCGGGAGGAGCGGCGGUGGGGUUGUUUGUCCCACCGCAUCGGCCGCACGCGGCGGGCAGGUUGAGGGCGCUCGUAGUUGAUGUUGUGCAAUGGUGACGCCAUCACCACUUCUAUUUUAAGGCAUAUGUACUUUUAUACGUCUAUAUUGGAGCGUAGAACUAUUUGAUUUAAUUAAGCCGAUGUGGGCCUCAUGUCUGCCAGUUCCUUUUAGACCAGGCUUCCCAAAUUAUAAUUCUCGUUUCCAGCCGUGGUGCUGUUUUUUUUCUUAAAAUCAAAUACUGUUUACGCAAUAUCUUUAAAAAAACUAAAUUUCACACAAUUGCGGAAGAUUGGUGAAGUUGAAAUGUGGGCCAUUGCACGAGUGACGACGAGAGUUUGGAUACGUCCAGCUUAGAUGAGCAAGUUGAUCUUUGGGGUGGGGGGAAAGAUACCUGUGAACAUCCAAAUACUGUACACGUCUAAUACAGGCCUGCGUGAGGCCGUGCUUAAAGUUCCAGACGUGUCCCCCCCCCCCCCCCGGCUUGCUGACACGUGAAGCUGAUUUUGCGACGUUAAAAUGAUCGCGUCCGCCUUGCGUCGAUCCCAUGCGCGUGCAAGUGGCGAGUUGCGUGCGAUUACUUGAAAGCAUCGCCGUCGGGACCACUGUGCAGACAAACGAAACUAAAAAGAGUCUCGAUUGUGCAUCUGGGCCAAAUAUGUGUGUGGAGCCAAUGGCGUUCCGUGUUGGUGGCCGUCACUCGCAGAGUUCGCCCAACGCGCCCGAGAGAGGAGCCGGUCUUUGCGCUUUCCGUGGAACUCGCGAGCUCAGACCACGGCCGUUGGCCGGCAGGGCCAGAUUAAGUUUGAUGGGGGGGAGCGGCCCGAGGGCUGUUAUAGUUUAGGGAGGCGGUGGGGGUCCUCUUUGUAUCUUCAAUUUCUUACCUUUUUUUCAUCAUCAUCAUCACCUAUGCCCGGUGCCAAACACUCCAUUGUUGUCAUUCAGUGUGGUUAUUUAAACAGAACAAGUUUAACAAAACUAAUUUAAAAUGUGUCACAUUAUUUGGUGGGGAAUACACGGCGGUGCUUUGGCUAUAAUUAUAUCAUAUUGCCUAUAGGAUGUAUGACAUGGAUACAGUAUUGCAUUUAAGCCGUUAUAAAGCAGGACAUUUGGGGGGGGGAGCGGCCCCCUAAAACUCCGAAGUCUGAGCUCCACACGACGCGUCACAAACCCGCCGGCUCCUCACUCGCUCGCCUGUUUUAAGUCCAACGAUUUGGGAAUAAAAUAAAACGUCUUUCCUGCCAAGGAUUUUCCAUGCAUAACCAUUUGAGUUGAGCCCUCUCGGGUGAGGUGAGGCUUGCGUUUGGUAGGUUUUUUUUACUUGGUGCUGUGGAAUGUCUUGCAAUGAAAAGGGAUUUAGCAUUUAACGAAAAUGAUUGUACAUAUGCAGACAUAUCUACCUUGUUGGUUUGUAGUAGCUUACUUAGCCUGAAAUUGUGAUUUGUUUUUAAUCUGGGUGGUUAGCGUGUGGCAAGAUUUUGUUGAAAUGUUUUUUCCACUAAAGUCUCUAUUGAAUAAUGUUUUAUCGUGACCAAUGAGCGGACAUGGCAGACCUGUUUGCUUGGCAUGUCCCGAUCCCUUUAGAGUCUGGCCCAUUGAUUUGGUGAGAUGAAUGAGACGCCAUCCUAUAGCAGUGCCCAUUUCUUUUUCUCCACGCUCGGUGGGGAGAGACUGUGGGUGGGACAGAGUGAGAGUGACCGUCAGCAGAUGGAGUCGCCCUGCUGUGAUAGCCGAAAUAAUUAAUUUUGUUCCAGAUCCGUCCUGCCAGCUGUGUGUGUCCAGCACGGAAUAUUAAUAAGAGAGGCUGAUACCAUUCAAUGGGCAUUUUAACAGACUCGGCCGUUCAGUCAGUUCGAAGGGAGACGUCUGUCGCUGUGUGGACACGUCGUCCCGUCACGAUGCGUAAACUCCCGCAGCGAAACUGCGCUCACUUCAGUUGGCGAUCGACGUUCGGACGACGUAUCGGAGCGAACCGCGACCCUCAGAAGGAAUGGCACCGCCCACGUGGUAGCCCCCUCAUGAUCCGUGGGUCAAACAAAUCAAUCGAGACAUCGGUGCACGCGGCAGCGAGAGCGGUUUUUUGUUGUUGCGAAUGCUGUCGCAAGAGGUCACACGUUUGGCGCAACGGCCCUUCGCUGAAUGUGCGUGAUGAUUGAUUUUCCAUUCGGUGUUGUUUUGAAUGAAUGAUGGGCAGGUUCGUGCUCUCUCAAGAGGCUUAACCCAAUCUGCCCGUCUUUGCCCCGAAUAUGGCAUUCCAUUUUCUAGUCACAUGUUUGUUUUGUAUUCGAUUUGGGUUGUGUGAUUGAUAUGCUUCUCGUUUGUUUGGCAAUUUUUCUGUUUCUUAUUUGCAAAAAUAAGUUUCAAACGGUUCUUGUUUCAAUGUAUGAUUGUCCUUGAUUGGUAAUGGACUUAAAAAAAUCUGGGUUGAUAACAAUGCACGUGUGCGGUUCUGCUUUGUUGUUUAACUUGUUUAAAACCAUUAUUUAUAGUCUUGUAACAAGAAUAAUUUAUAAAGGACCUUUUAAAAUA
This is a messenger RNA of Petromyzon marinus (sea lamprey), 11723 nucleotides long. Lineage: Eukaryota; Metazoa; Chordata; Hyperoartia; Petromyzontiformes; Petromyzontidae. The record is from RefSeq and is a predicted model, not a curated record.